CUUGGUAAAGCUCCGCAAAAACAUUGCGUGGUGUUCACUAAAGUACCGUCGAACUCCCGAGGCGUGUUGACAACCACAUUUUUCGCAAAACCAGCGAUAUACCGUACGAAUUUAGAAGACCUCAAAAUUGAAGCCAUGCUCGACGUUUUGGUUACUUUUAAAGGCAGGGAGUUUCGCGCUGUAACGUUGGUAGUUCGGUUUAAAUGUCAUAUCGACGCAACCAAGAUUGCACCGAAGCGUUGAUGUGUUGCGUAAUGAUCAAAUAUGCGUGGGAAAUACGAGGGGUUUUGCGAAAGUUUGUGUUUUUUAAUCACAUUUAUAGAUUAUUUAUAGUAAACAAUGUAUUUAGGGAAUAAAAAACGUUAAAUAUAGUAAAUAUGUGAUAAUAUUGUAGUAAAUCUAGAAAUAAAACAUAUUUAUAACGCAUUUAUUGUGAUUUAUUUAAACCCACCUACAUAGGGUUAUAAUUUAACAAAAAUCAAUAAUUAAACUUCUUAAAUGUAGAUACCUAACCAAAUAAGUAUUCUUUUAUUACAAAUUUUACUGAAAAAUGCGCCAGUGUAAACAAAUAAAUAUUAAUAAGCAUUGAACAAGUGGUUGACAUUGAAACAAAAAUAAAUUUGAGAUAAAAAACGUACCUAUAAACUAACCAAAUAAAUACUUAUAUUAAAAACUCUUGACUGCUUUUGUGUGAUAAAUGUUGCGUAAACUGUUACAGCGAGGGGUAUAAAGAAUUAUGUAAAUUAAUGAUAACAGUUUAUAAACUAUAGAAGUGGGGGGAAUUGAAUUUGAUUAAAUUGAUAAAUUAAUUAAAUUAAAAGUGCAGUUGAACGUUUAGAGUUAAGUUGGGACUUUAGUGAUUUAUUAGUGAAAAUGUUUAGGUCUUCGGCCAGCCCCGCCUUAUCAGUAUUAAGACGGUCCUACUCGAACGUAGCGCCGACCACCAAGCUAUUCAUAGAUGGCCAGUUCGUGGACUCGAAAACGUCAUCGUGGGUCGACCUCCACGACCCGGCCACCAACAACCUGGUGACUAAAGUGCCGAACAGCACGCAAAAUGAGAUGCAGGCGGCUGUGGACAGCGCCAAAAAGGCCUUCGACAGUUGGAAGCAGACGUCAGUAUUAACCAGGCAGCAGCUGAUGCUGAAGCUGCAAGCCGUCAUCAGGAGGGAUAUCAAGAAGCUGGCUGCUAAUAUUACGUUGGAGCAAGGAAAGACGUUAAGUGACGCCGAGGGGGAUGUUAUGAGAGGGUUGCAGGUGGUCGAACAUAGUUGCUCCGCCGGCACCCUUCUACAAGGGGAAUCCUUACAAAACAUCGCUAAAGACAUGGACAUAGUUUCAUACAAGCUACCUCUGGGUGUUACCGCGGGAAUUUGCCCGUUCAACUUCCCUGCCAUGAUUCCAUUAUGGAUGUUCCCUCUGGCUCUUAUUGCUGGUAACACAAUGGUUCUUAAACCUUCAGAAAGAGACCCAGGCGCUACCAUGAUGAUUAUGGAGUUGAUGAACGAAAUUGGAGCCCCACCAGGUCUUGUAAAUGUAAUCCACGGCACUCACGAUUCGGUGAACUUCAUCUGCGACAGCCCGGAUAUCCGCGCCAUCUCUUUCGUCGGCUCGGACCGCGCGGGAAAGUACAUCUACGAGCGCGGCGCCGCCAGCGGCAAGCGCGUGCAGUCGAACAUGGGCGCCAAGAACCACGCCGUGGUGCUGCCCGACGCCGACCGUGGCGCCACCAUCGAUCAGCUGAUCGGAGCGGCGUUCGGCGCGGCCGGGCAACGCUGCAUGGCCUUGAGCGUGGCCAUCUUGGUGGGCGAGGCGCAGCAGUGGAUCCCCGAGAUCGUCGAGCGGGCCAGCCGGUUGAAGGUCAGCGCGGGCCACGAGCCCGGGACCGACGUCGGCCCGGUCAUCACGCCGCAGUCGAAGCAGAGGAUCUUGGAGCUGGUCGAGGCCGGAAUCAAACAGGGCGCGAAAUGUCCCUUGGACGGCCGCAACGUGAAGGUUGAAAAAUACCCGAACGGCAACUUCGUGGGUCCCACCCUCCUAACCGAGGUGCAACCCCACCACGACUGCUACAAGGAGGAGAUCUUCGGCCCGGUGCUGUGCGUGAUGUCGGCCGACACGCUCGAAGACGCCGUCGCGAUCAUAAACGCCAACCCCUACGGCAACGGCACGGCCGUCUUCACGACGAGCGGCUCGCACGCCAGGCAGUUCGUCAACGAAGUCGACGUGGGGCAGGUGGGGGUCAACGUGCCCAUCCCCGUGCCCCUCCCCAUGUUCAGCUUCACCGGGUCGCGCGGCAGUUUCCACGGCGACUUGCACUUCUACGGCAAGCAGGGCCUCAAUUUCUACACGCAAACCAAAACCAUCACGUCGAUGUGGAGAAAGGGGCAGGCGGCGGCCAAAUCUUCCGUCUCCAUGCCGGUACACAACUAAUUUUAAGUCUGUAAUGUAUUUUUAAGCAUAAUUGUCUUCCAGUUAUUAAAUUUCAAUAUAUUUUAAGUAUUUUAUGCAAUUAG
Messenger RNA from Brassicogethes aeneus, 2510 nucleotides. NCBI's taxonomy places the organism in Eukaryota, Metazoa, Arthropoda, Insecta, Coleoptera, Nitidulidae. The record is from the annotation of a GenBank genome assembly.